Messenger RNA from Cebus imitator (Panamanian white-faced capuchin), 806 nucleotides. RefSeq names its product chromosome unknown C14orf132 homolog (gene CUNH14orf132). Bases 200 to 451 code for a protein of 83 amino acids. Lineage: Eukaryota; Metazoa; Chordata; Mammalia; Primates; Cebidae. The record is from RefSeq and is a predicted model, not a curated record. The transcript has 2 exons.
CCGCCCCCGCGCUCGGGGUCCUCAGCCCAGUCUUCGUCCGGAGCCAGAAGCCCAGAGACAGCCGAGGGCGCCGUGGGGGCUCAGGACGCUCACGGCUCGGCCGGAUCCCCGCCAGCCGGGCAGGAGGCGGACGCUCCGCGGUAGAGGCAGCAGCUAGGACUGGAGCGCGGGCGACAGCAGCGGCGGCGGCAGCGACACCAUGGAUCUCUCCUUUAUGGCCGCGCAGCUGCCCAUGAUGGGAGGAGCUUUCAUGGACUCACCCAAUGAGGACUUCAGCACUGAGUAUUCCCUGUUUAAUUCCUCUGCCAAUGUCCACGCGGCCUCCAACGGCCAGGGCCCGCCGGAAGAUCCUCCUCGAUCCUCCAACGACGCCGUCUUGCUAUGGAUUGCCAUCAUAGCCACGCUGGGGAACAUCGUGGUGGUAGGCGUGGUGUACGCCUUCACCUUCUGAGGAUGGCGCACUCUGCACCACCAUGGGGUGAGGCUUGGCAUAUGGCUCUGUCUUGCUGUUGGCUUUUAGCUGCUCCCAUGUUCUAGAACCAGGAGUUCUGACCAGGGGCAGCGGCCGUCCUUCUGGAAUUUCCCCUUGGCAGCCCUGAUUUCAAAUAUCCCACGUUGCGGUCAAACUGAGUCAGAAAACAUGGAAGUAUGGGCCUCCUGCUCCUAGAGGCAUGACGGGGCAAGGCCUUCAGAAGGCAGAUUGGGGAUUCUUGAAACUACAUUCCAAGAACAGGAGAGCAGAUGGAGCAGCUAGUUAGGUUUAAAACACAGACAUGGUUUGAUGACCGCUUGCUGGUGGUAAAUAA